CUGAGGCUGACGCCGGGAAUCAGAACUCUACUCCUCUCGGAUCGCGUUGAUUGGACGGCGGCGCCGGCCAGAAACUGAUUCCAGGCAAACCACCCGCCGCGAUAUGCCGGAUAAUUCAAAGCACUGCCUGCCACACUCUGAAACUGCUGAAAAGGAACGGCCUUCAAAAGUCCCGAAAACUCUGCUAGCGGACGGAGAAGAAGAAGAAGAAGAAGGCGAAUUUGAAUCGGGCGGCAUUCCGGAGGCGAUGAGUCCAAACCCUCGGCUUCAGCGUUAUUUGGUAGCUAUCGAGUACAUAGGCACUCGCUUCUCUGGUUCCCAGAAGCAGCCCGUCGACAGGACUGUUGUGGGCGUGCUUGAGGAGGCAUUUCACAAAUUCAUUGGGCAACCAGUGUCAGUCUCCCUAUCCAGCCGCACGGAUGCAGGAGUACAUGCCUUGGCUAAUGUGUGCCAUGUGGAUGUGGAACGAAUUAGCAAAAGGAAACCCGGUGAAGUUUUGCCACCUCAUGAACCAGAAGUGGUUAGAAAAGCAGUGAACCAUUUCUUGCAGAGAGAAGGAGAUAUCAUGGUCACUGAUGUUAGAUGUGUUCCAGCAGAUUUUCAUUCAAGAUUUAAGGCACAAGAACGCACGUACUUCUACCGUUUGUUAUCUGGACCAGAUCUUUUAUCUGCCUUUGAGAAAGACCGUGCCUGGCAUAUACCUGAGCAGCUUAAUCUUCUCGCAAUGAAAGAAGCAUGCAAUGUUCUUGUUGGCCAUCACGAUUUCAGCUCCUUUAGGGCGUCUGGUUGCCAGGCAAAAUCACCAAUAAGAACACUAGAUGAACUUAGUAUUACUGAGGUGGUUCCAACUCCCUGCUUCCCUUCUAUCAUGGAAAGAGAACACAACAGUGCACACGGGGAAGAUGCUUCAAACAAUGAUAAGGUUGGGGUUCCCAGUUUCGAAGCUGGUUCAGUAUUUGGGAUUAGGAAGAGACAUCGUUGCUAUGUAAUAGCAGCACGUGGUCGUUCUUUUCUUUAUCACCAGGUUGGCAUUUUUAGCUACUGUAACUUUGUGUUUUCACGGUCGGAGAUUUGUUUCUCUUGUAACUCAAAAUGUGACCAAGUUAAGUUAAAUGCUUUCAGGUCAGACUUCUAGUUGGAGUUCUCAAAUGUGUGGGCACGGGAGAAAUUACAGUAUCCGAUGUGAGAAGAAUACUGGAUGCAAAAACUGUGACUGCUGCAAGGGCCAUGGCUCCUGCAUGUGGUCUCUACCUUGGACAAGUCAAGUACGAUCUGCCUCGUUGACACCUGAAGUUCUAAACCAAUGAAGUUUAUUUCUCUUAAAAAGUUAAGCUUAAGACCCUGAAUGUUGGUACCAUCCCCUAUUGUGUUUACAACCCAGGCAAAAAUGUAUCCUCGCGAUUAUUGAGAAAUGGGUUCCACUUAUGUCUGCCUUUUAGUCUUCUCCUAAGUUGGUUGAUGAGAUACCAGCAACCUUUUUGUUUGCUUACAAUGUAUACAGUUAAUUUUUUGUGGUAAUUUGUUUAUGCUUAUGUUUAAUCCAAAAAAAUGUUCUGU
Messenger RNA from Linum tenue, 1557 nucleotides. Lineage: Eukaryota; Viridiplantae; Streptophyta; Magnoliopsida; Malpighiales; Linaceae. The record is from the annotation of a GenBank genome assembly.